UUUUUAUAUGAUCUUGCGAUGUUAUAAAAGCCGUGCGUUCGACAUACUUUUGCAAUUAUAUAUUAUACUUUAAGUGUGGACGCAACGAAGAACAUGGAAGACGCCGUAUACAUUGUUUCCGGGUGCCGCACUCCAAUUGGCAACUACAAGGGCCAAUUUUCGUCAAUCAACAUCUUUGAUUUAUCUAAACAUGCUUUGAAAGGUGCCAUCCUACGUUCAGGAAUUGCACCUGCAGACAUCCAAGAAGUAUACAUAGGGAAUGUGCUGACAGCAGGCAAAGGCCAAAACCCUGCCAGAAAAGCAGCUUUAAAUGUCGGAAUACCCAUUGAAGUACCAGCUACCACUUUGAAUAUGCUAUGUGGUUCUGGCUUAAAAUCCGUCACUUUGGGUUAUACUUCAAUCAAGGCAGGUAACUCUUCAGUUGUCCUUUGUGCUGGAAUGGAGAGUAUGACCCAAGCAGAGCAUUCAAUUUAUAUCCGUGGAGGAGUCAAAUUGGGUGAUUGCACCUUGAAAGACACUAUGGUAUUGGAUGGUCUAACAGAUUCUAUCAAUCAGAUCCAUAUGGGAAUCACUGCUGAAAACGUUGCUAAGAAGUAUAAGAUAUCAAGAGCAGAACAAGAUGCAUUUGCUUUAAAUUCUCAGAUUAAGGCUGCUUCUGCAAUGGAACAAGGCUUAUUCGAUGAUGAAAUUGUACCAGUUCAAGUUGGAAAAGACUUGAUUAAAUUGGAUGAAUAUCCAAAACCAAGUACCACAAUUGAGCGCUUGACAAAGUUGAACCCAGUCUUUUUGUCUGACGGUACUGUAACGGCUGGCAAUGCUUCAGGAAUCAACGAUGGAGCGGCUGCAGUAAUACUGGCUAAUGGUUUUGAAGUAAAAUCAAAGAAUUUAAAACCACUAGCUCGUAUUGUUGGCUUUGCAGAGAUGGGCAACGACCCGUUGCUCAUGGGUGUGGCUCCUAUUCCAACAAUUAAACUAUUGUUGAAAAAAGUAAAUUGGACCAAAGACGAUGUUGAGUUGUAUGAGAUUAACGAGGCAUUUGCCUCUCAAUCUGUUGCUAUCAUUAAGGAGUUGGAUUUGGAUCCAAAGAAAGUCAAUGUUAACGGAGGUGCUAUUGCUCUGGGUCAUCCAAUUGGCGCUUCUGGAACCAGAGUACUUGUAACAUUGCUUUACAACCUAAAACAUUUGGGCCUAAAACGAGGAGUAGCCGCACUUUGUAUUGGAGGAGGAAUGGGCAUAGCCAUGGCAGUAGAAGCAGUUUAAAUUGUAUUACUAUAUUAUAUAUAUACACGUAUAUAGAAGUAGUUGAUAGUCAAGUAAUGGGAAUAGUCAAUUGUGAUACGAAUAUUCCCACAAAGUAUUCGUUACAUUCAGGGAAAUAUGGAUUUUAACUAUUUAUUAUAUAUAUUUUUUUGUUAUUUAAAAGUUUAAAAUAAAGUUUGUAUAUCUAGAAA
Messenger RNA from Nicrophorus vespilloides, 1451 nucleotides. RefSeq names its product acetyl-CoA acetyltransferase, cytosolic (gene Acat2). The coding region runs from base 94 to 1260 and encodes 388 amino acids. Gene Ontology annotation, molecular function: acetyl-CoA C-acetyltransferase activity. The record is from RefSeq and is a predicted model, not a curated record. Gene Ontology annotation, biological process: fatty acid beta-oxidation. The transcript is spliced from 5 exons. Lineage: Eukaryota; Metazoa; Arthropoda; Insecta; Coleoptera; Silphidae.